Molecule: messenger RNA, 4579 nt
Organism: Mya arenaria
Lineage: Eukaryota; Metazoa; Mollusca; Bivalvia; Myida; Myidae
Exons: 2
Coding region: 620-1654 (344 amino acids)
Source: RefSeq, a predicted model, not a curated record
AACAUCAUCGAUAACAGUGCAUCGAAGCUCUGCCUUGUGUGCUCUUACAUUACUGGGUGCGGCGAAGACUUUUAAAUCUUUACAAAAAUGUAGUUUCGCUAUGAUGUAAAAAGAAGGUCAAGACAAUCUUGAAAACUGACGACCCAUUUCUCUGUUAAAUAAUGAAUAUAAAUGUGGCAGCAAAGAUUUUUAAAAAAAAACGCCAACAAUUUAUUUUACCAAAUAUUGUAAGACAAGAACAAUCAUGAUACUUAAAAAAUAGGAAUAAAUGUUUUAACAUAUAGCAAAUAUAUACUUAUUCUGUUGAUAACACGGAUUUAUUCGAUCAAGGCGGUGAUAUUCUAUUUGUUUAAGAAUAAAGAGGAAAGGUUUUAAUUCCUUUGAGUGGCUAUUCCUGUUCGAUAUUUUGAAUAAAUAUAUUGUCCAAAAGAAAGAUUACAAAUAAUGAGUGUUAAUAUGUUCGAUCCGGUCUUAAUCGACCGAUUGUAGUUUAGCCGAUUUAACUAGAUUAUGUAGCUUGUGGUGAGAGACGUAGAUUAUCGAGACGUUGAUUCGAUCACAGUGGAGAGUGUUUAAUAAAACAAUAUCUAAUACUUCAUCUAUAAGCAGUAUAAACAGAAUGGAAUCGAAAACAGGGGAUAUUGAUGAGCAAUGCGGGUCAAACGCCGAGAUCACAUGCCUUGCCAAGAAAGUGGAAAUUAUAAACCAUACACAGGAAUCAAUUGUGGGAUUUACUGUAUUGUCUGAUGAAAAGGUGGUUGUUUUGACCACUGAUAUGAGAUCAAGUUCGAACAUUAUGCUGUACCAAUCCAAAACAGAAGAAGGGAAACAGGAAUUUGAGUUUAAAAGGGUUAGCUUACACGGUUUUCGAUGUUCACAAUUUAAUCAACAAUUUCAUGGAACUAAAGCUAGAGCUAUUGCCAGAUUAGACUCAAACAAAAUUGUUGUUCUUUGUGACAACUGGAUCAAUGCACACGAAGGAUUCAAGAAAUGCUAUCAAAUUAAACGAUUGCCAUACGAAUGGGAGGAAGUAACAUGUACAUAUGGAACUGGGCAGCACCGUGAAUCCUUGAUCGCAGUUUUUUCCACAGAAAACGACAAACUUCAAUUCUCUUUUCAUAUGAAGAUAGGCAUGCGUUUAAAAACAACUGAUACAUCACAGCAUACAGCAAUAGCAUAUUGCAACGAAGUACUAGCGAUCCUUUUUUGCCCAUUAAAGUUGGAACUGCUAAACAUAAAAACAGGAAUUUCAGAAUCGGUGAACAUGCACUCAUUUGCCACAGAAAUGUUUCCUUUCGGAGAAGGACAACCGUUUUUGACCAUAAGCAACUCUGAUGGACAGACUCAUAUUUACAUUUCACUUGCCGCUGGAGGAGGAAUACGAAAAGUGACGAAAAUUGACACAAAUGGACGCAUUCUGGCAACAUUUGUUGAAGUAAAUUAUGUAGAACCGGGCCCGAUAGCUGCUGUUGGCGACGGAACAUUGGUGUUCGGCUACAAUUCAAAACUUCUGUUGAUGUCAGAGGACCUUAAGAUACUAGCGAAACUGAACUGUGGCCAUGGUGUCGAAGAUAUGAAUGUAAUGCAGACGGAGAAAGGCAGAUACCUGUAUUGUCUUAAUGGGAACAGAAUUACACAGUAUUCACUCCUGUAGCAAAGUACAGGAAAAAAUGAGUUCUGAUGAAGAGUCGGAAUUAUGGAAUUAAUCUUUAGAAAGCUUUAGUUCUUGAUCGUAACAGAUACACACGGUUUCAUUUUUAUUUCUGGCUAUGGGCUUGUCUCCCUAAUUUUCAUGCCGAUUGUGUUAUAACAUUCUUCAUAUAUUAUCAAUAAUCGGAUGACAUCAAUGUCAGAGUAUACUUUUUUAUUCUAAUCUUUUCCUCUCUUUCCUUAAAAAAAAACAACUAAAAUAUCUAAUUAUAUAAUUAUGACUUUGAACAAAGUCAAAUUAAGCAUUGAUUUUUUUUAAAAAACAUGAGAUUUAAAUAUACAUAUACUUUUAUUAUUAUGUAAAGUUUCCUUAGCCGCAUAUGAACAAUGAAAGAUAUAAUGAAGAUUCUGUAUUAUUACAUGUAUUUUCCGGUUUCAGUUGGUCAAUCCGGAAUACUGGCAAACUGUAUUCCUUCUUUAUCAACAACAACAACACCAACAAUUACUUAAAGGAUGUAUACCUAAUUUGUAUAUACAGUAUUUUAUAAAAACUUGCAGGCUUUUAAAAGGAGAAAAAAAAAUCAAAAGUCGGCUUGGCCGUACGGAUAAUGGUUAUACCAAUUUGGAAAAGGCAUCCAAACGGACGACCAACGGUCGUUAUUGCUCAGAAAUGUCAGUACGGGGAAGUAUUCCAAUGGGAAGAACAUAACUUUUUUAUAUAUUUGAAAAUAUUAAUUACAGCUAUAUUUCUACGCUUAACCAUUUAGUAUGUCACGUUCAGUGGAUUCUAUUUGUGUGUUCUUCUAAGCCAUUGGAACCAAAAUAAUCAACGAUAUUAAAUAUUCUUAAAUAUAUAUUUUUGCUUAAAUAAAAUACUCUUGUUUCAUGCUAAACACGUUUGAAUAAUUUUCUUGGUGGUAUUUGAUUUUAAUUUUGGUUAGAAAAAUGAAUAAACAGCAUGACACAAGUUGGAAAAAAAACUUAAUGUCAAAUUAUUGUACUAGUUCAUGAAUUCAUAUUGACCAUCCUAACCUUAUACUAUAUUUGUACGCACAUCAACAUCACUGUAAUGACGUCAUGGCGUCGUUAUUUUUAUGACGUGGUUUAUUAUAUUUUACAAAAUUUAUUAAUCAGAUGAAGAGAAAAUAAUUUUGAAGAAGGUGUGUGUCUUCUAUUUUGAUCAUCAGCUUCGCCAUGCUUGGUAGAGUUAAUAUUUGCUCACUGUUUUCUGUCUCAGUUCAGGUAUUCGUUAAAUAAUUUCGUUGAAAAGUUUUUUAACAAAUAGUAAUCAACAUCAUUAAAACAUAACAAAAAUAACAGAGAAGAUUGGAUAUAUAUGAUGAACUAAGUGCUCUUCUUAUAUGACCUAUAAAUAGACAGUCUCUCAUUGAUCGAACGUGAUCGUCGACAAAAAUAUAAAUCAUACUUCAUCCUCCAUAAUCUGAGCUGGGUUUUAAGAGGGUGUACUUAGCUUAACGAGACUGCGUGGCGGUGGCUUUUUUGAAGUCAGUGCAGCAAAUUGCAAUUUUCAUUUUAAAAAAUGAAUUUCAACGUGGACCCGUGUUGACAGCACAGAAAUCGUUGAGUGAUGUAAUGGUUCUGUGCACAGGGGGAAAAAAAAAAAUUUUCUUAUAUGUAUAUAUAAUGACAAUGAGUUGUUUACAUGUACCUGUAGAUAUCAGUUAUUUUCAUAUACCUGACAAUAUGAGUUGUUGACAUGAAACUGUAGGUAUGAGUGGCUUAUCAGUAAAUGACAAUGUGUUGUUCAUGAAUAUAUGUUGACAAUAAGUUCUUUACAUGUACCUGUAGAUAUAAGUAGAUAUAAGUUCAUUUCAUGUACCUGAUGAUAUGACUUGUUGACAUGAAAUUGUUCACAUAAGAUGCUUACAUGUAUAUGAAACUGUGUGUUGUUAAUUAAUAUAUGAUGACAAUGAGUUGUUGACAUGCACCGGCAUAUAUCAGUUAUUUUCAGUUAUUUUCAUGUACCAGACAAUAUAAGCUGUUGACAUUAAGUGGUAGAGAUGACUUGCAUACAUGUAAAUGAAAGUGUGUUUUGUUGAUAUGUAUAGGAUGAAAAUGAGUUGUUGAUAUACACCUGUAGGUAUCAGUAACAUGUAGAUUUCAAUUAUUUACAUGGAACUGACAAUAUGAGUUGUCAAUAUACAGCUGACAAUAUGAAUUGUUAACAUGCAGCUUUGAAAAUGAGUUGUGAACAUGAAUCGGACAUUAAAAAGUGCUCACAUAUAACUGACAAUAUCAGUUGUUCAUAUUUUCAUGUCUGCACGAGGCUGUCAAUAUAAAUGUUCACAUUUGAGUGUUAAUGUGUAUGUCUUGAGAUGUUCAUUUAGAGUUGAUGAUAGGAUUAAUUAACAUGUAGGUGUCUGUACGAGUUGUUCACAUGCAGCUGUCUGUAUGACUUGUUCACCUGUAACUGUAUGUACGACUUGUUCAUCUGCAACUGUCUGCAUGAUUUGUUCACAUGUCCUGUAUGUAUUUACGUAACUGAGUUUUUCAUAUGUAUCUUUCUGUGUCAGUUGUGUACAUAUAGCUGUAUGUAUGAGUUGUUUCCAUGUAAGUGCAUAUAUGGCUUCUUCAUAUAUAACUGUAUGCAUGAAUUCUUAAUAUUGAAUUAAAUGUAUGAGUUGUUUAUAUGUAGCUGUCUGUAUGAGUUGUUCACAUGCAGCUGUCUGUAUGACUUGUUCAUCUGUAACUGUAUGUACGACUUGUUCAUCCACAGCUGUCUGCAUGAUUUGUUCACAUGUAUCUGUAUGUAUGAGCUUUUCAUAUGUAUCUGUCUGUAUCAGUUGUUUACUUGUAGCUGUAUGUGUGAGUUAUUUCCAUGUAACAGCAUGUAUGGGUUCUUCAUAUAUAACUGUAUGCAUGAAUUCUUAUAAUUGAAUUAAAUGUAUGAGUUGUUUAUAUGCAGCUG